This is a messenger RNA of Hipposideros armiger (great roundleaf bat), 1268 nucleotides long. It is a transcript of the gene CLEC17A, whose product is annotated as C-type lectin domain containing 17A. The coding region runs from base 73 to 1122 and encodes 349 amino acids. The transcript has 12 exons. Lineage: Eukaryota; Metazoa; Chordata; Mammalia; Chiroptera; Hipposideridae. The record is from RefSeq and is a predicted model, not a curated record.
GAGGGACAAGGGGCAGAAGCUGUCAAGCUCUGGCUGUACCUUCUCAGGCUUGCUUUUGUAUUAGCUACAGCCAUGCACACCCUGUAUGCUAACUCUGGGUGCCGGGCUCUGCCAGGGACCAGAGAGGACGAGGAGGAGGAGGAUGAUGAUUAUGAGAACUCGGCACCACCCUACAAGGACCUUCCUCCAAAGCCAGAUUCAGGGGCUCCACGAAGACCUCCAAGGGCAGGAAAGGUAACAGAACCACCCCCACGUCCCUGCAAACCCCUGGCAAUCAGAGGUCUGGAGCUCACUCCUGUCACCCACACAUCUCAACAGGGUGAGCUGUGGGAAGACCCUUUGAGAAGGCGGAGAGGAGACACCUUCCUCCAGUCCCCCAAUUCGGGCAUUGCUCUGGAACGUCCUCCAGUCCAGCCAUCGCAAGCCACAACUCCAGUGCCCUGGCUAGAUCAGAAGUCUGGGGGUCCUGGGUGCCACCAGGAGAAGAGACUCAUGGUGUCCCUAUGUCUGCUGCUGGUGGUGUCACUGCUCCUGAGCUUCACUGGUCUGGCUGUGACCCUGACUAAGUACCGGGAGGUGAUGGAAGAACUGAGGAUGUUAACCUUUCAGCAGAUGGCAUGGCAAGCAAAUAUGACUGGCAUGGCAGGGCUAGCUGGCCUGAAGAGGGACAUUAACCGUGUAACAGCUGACACCAACCAGUCCCUGGCAGAACUCCGGGCCUUAUUAAACUGUACCAGGGUCACCUGUCCCGAGGGCUGGCUCUUGUUUGAAGGCAAGUGUUACUACUUCUCCCUAAGCACCAAGACAUGGGAUGAAGCUCGGAGGUUCUGCCAAGAGAAUUACUCUCACUUGGUCAUCAUCAGUAACGUUGCUGAGCAGAAUUUUGUGUCCAAGGCUCACCACUCCCCACGGGUGCACUGGCUGGGCCUGACUGACAGGGACCACGAAGGGGACUGGAAAUGGCUGGAUGGGUCGCCGCUCACUGUGAGCUUCUGGGACCCAAAGGAACCCAACAACUUGUUUGAUGAGGACUGUGCCAGCAUGAACAAAGGUGGCACCUGGAAUGACCUCUCUUGCAACACACCUACAUAUUGGAUUUGUGAGCGGAAAUGUUCCUGUUAAAUCCUAGGAAUGAGGCUGGUAGGGGUCUGUACCUGAGUGCCCCUUGGCUCCUGGAGAUGAGAACUACCUACCUGUCCAUGGAAGGCCCUGCCUCUCCAUGACCUGUCUUGGAUGCACCUAUGGCAGAAUCGGCAGCCUAGAUGUAA